AAGGAGGAACAUGUGGUAAAGGUUUUUUUCCGUGGCAAAAAUGUUUUUCUUUCUUUUUCUUGUUUUUGUUUUUUCCUAAAAUUCAAUGUUUUUGCUUUACAAGUUUUCCAUCUUCUACCUAUAAUGGGGUUUCAUUGAAUGAUCAACAAAUACAAAAUAUCUGUUCUGGAACCAAAGUUUCAGAACAAAGUUACAAUCUUUAACAACAAAAUAACCAAAGGGUAUGGCUCAGUUCAUAGCUCAAGGUCGCUUGAAACUUCUCUUCAAUGGCGAAAAUGCGUCACCUUUUUUGGAAAACAAAGACCCUUUUCACUUCAAGUGUAGAUCACUUCAAACCCACAAGAGAAGAUCAAGUUACAAAGGUUCUUCUUUUUAUUCUUCUGCUAGAUUUCAACAUGCAUCUUCUUCAUAUCUCAGAAGCAAAUUAAACUGUUAUAAUGCUGAGGCACGUCCUAGUGAGGGUGUUCAUGAUGAAUAUGAAUAUGUUUUUCAAUAUGAUUCUGAGGAUGAUUCUGAUGAUGAUGAUGAUGAUGAUGAUGACGAUGUGUUUGAUCGAGAUGAUGGCAUGGCUUGUUUCCGGGGUCUUGUGUUGGAUAUAUCUUACAGGCCAGUCAAUGUUGUAUGCUGGAAACGCGCUAUUUGUUUAGAGUUUAUGGAGAAGGCUGAUGUACUAGAGUAUUAUGAUAAGACUGUGAAUUCCCCCAGUGGAUCUUUCUAUAUACCAGCUGUCUUAAGGGUUCGUCAUUUACUUCAGGUUAUUAAAAGAAGAAGAAUUGGCACGAAUAAUCUUAGUCGGAAAAAUAUACUGUUUAGAGACAAUUACACCUGUCAGUAUUGCUCUUCGCAUGAGAAUUUGACCAUCGAUCAUGUUAAGCCGGCUGCACUAGGUGGAGAAUGGACCUGGGAAAAUCUAGUGACUGCUUGUUCCAAAUGCAACUCAAAGAAAGGUAGAAAGUCCGUAGAGGAAGCAAAAAUGAAGUUGAUCAAGGUCCCAAAGGCACCAAAGGACUAUGACGUUCUCUCCAUACCUCUAACUGCAGCAGCUCUAAGAGUCUUGACAGCAAGGAAGGGGACACCAGACGAAUGGCGUCAGUAUCUAAGUUCCUCUAUAGAACCUUGAGUUAAUCUCUGGUGGUGGCUAUGAAUUCUGGUGUGUGAUGCCAGACACACUAAAGCGACGAAGAAAAAUAAUCCUCACAAGUUAUUUUAAGUAACUCAAAUUGAUGAUAAAAUCUUAAUUGUACACAAUGAUAUUCAAUAUCCCUAUAUCAGGGAUUGUGUAAAAUUUAUGUAUAGUAAAAACUUCAUGUCUAAUGUAUGUUAUGAUGGCCUAGACCUUCUUAUUGUUAUGUAAAUCUUGGUGAAAUGAACACAA
Molecule: messenger RNA, 1375 nt
Organism: Trifolium pratense (red clover)
Lineage: Eukaryota; Viridiplantae; Streptophyta; Magnoliopsida; Fabales; Fabaceae
Exons: 7
Coding region: 224-1120 (298 amino acids)
Source: RefSeq, a predicted model, not a curated record